UCCUCCUUCAGCAGCCACUAGGGGCAGGCGUAACAUUAGGAUGUUAAAGCCAACCGAGGGCGGUACACUUGGGAUACUAGGAAAGGCACAAAUCUGUCCAACACUCGGGUGGGAUGACAGGACAGCAAAACCAAGCAACAGCUAGCUGAGGAUAAAACAUACAAGUCCGUUAACCGAGUGGUUUAAUAAGUAAGUAGUUAACUGUGUAAAAUGAGAUAAUAAGGUAGCGGUGGUUCGGUGAAGGUGGGGUCAAUAUAGAAAUAGUUUGGGAUUGUGUUGUCACAAGCAGUUAAGGCUAACUUUUUGUACGUUAGCUGGCUAAUGGUAAAACUGGGGGGAAAAUAAUCAAGUAAACCUAGGGCAUAACCUGUUUAAUGUGGCCUGACAGCUGUAGCGUACCGUUAGAAAAUAUUCACGGGGAGAAGCACAGCUGGAAAGUUUAACUCGCGCCGAGAAAUCAUGGCGUCGGUGCAGUUUGACUCGACAACCUACGCGGAGGAGCAGAUUUGACUCCUGGGGUUUGUCCACAAGCUCGCUGACGUUAGCUGCCCCGGCUAGGAAGCUAGCUUUCUCGCUACCAUGGCCAAAAUAGAAAACGGCCGUCGACCGGUGGACACGGAGAGCAUCAGGACACUUAGCAGCAGUCACAUUGACGAUGAAAGCUCAUUGGGAUCCGAUUCGGAGAUCAACGGCUUCACCAGCGAAAGGCAGACCGACAAAUAUGGAUUCAUUGGUGGGGCGCAGAAGUACUCGGAGGAUUCAGCUCAGGAUGUGCCUCCAGCAGUGCUCAGGCAAAGGGAGGUGAAGUGGCUGGACAUGCUCAGUCACUGGGACAAGUGGAUGAUCAAGAGAUUCAAUAAGGUGAGGCUGCGGUGCCAGAAAGGAAUCCCUCCUGCCCUCAGAGGCCGUGCAUGGCUCUACCUGUCUGGGGGGAAGGUGAAGAAAGAGCAGAACCAAGGAAAGUUUCAGGAGCUGGAUAGCCAGCCGGGGGACCCCAAGUGGCUUGAUGUGAUUGAAAAAGACCUCCAUCGACAGUUUCCAUUUCAUGAGAUGUUUGUGUCACGGGGAGGACACGGGCAGCAGGACCUGUUCCGUGUUCUUAAAGCUUAUACUCUCUACAGACCAGAGGAGGGAUACUGCCAGGCCCAGGCUCCUAUUGCUGCUGUGCUGCUUAUGCACAUGCCUGCUGAGGAUGCUUUCUGGGGGCUGGUGCAGAUCUGUGAGAAGUAUCUUCCUGGUUACUAUAGUCCUGGCCUGGAAGCUAUACAGUUAGAUGGAGAGAUACUGUUCGCCCUGCUGCGGCGCGUCUCCCCUCUAGCCUUCCGGCAUCUGGAGAAACAUAAGAUCGACCCCAUCCUCUACAUGACUGAAUGGUUUAUGUGUGCCUUCUCCAGAACCCUGCCCUGGGCAUCAGUGCUGCGCGUCUGGGACAUGUUCCUCUGUGAUGGAGUGAAGAUCAUCUUUCGUGUGGGCUUGGUGCUGCUUAAGUGCAUGUUGGGAACCCGUGAGAAGUUGAAGGCCUGCCAAGGCCAGUAUGAGACCAUGGAACUUCUCAGGGCCAUAGAGCCUCGAUACAUGCAGGAGGGGUUCCUCGUUCGAGAGAUUCUUGAGGUGCCGGUGACGGCGCGAGACGUGGAACGAGAGCAUCACAUCCAGCUCAAGCGCUGGAAGAAGAACCGCGGAGAGCUAAAUUUCAAACCGCCUCCGAGAAUGCACGGCGCUCGGAUCAUCAUGUUGGCUGAGCCACCCAGGCGCCAGGACCUGCAGCAGAACCCCACUAUUGUACUUGAAGUGCCUCAGUCUACCCCACAGCUGAAGAAGGGCAAGGAGGAGAAGAAGAGUAAGAAAAAGAAGAGCAUCAAGAAAUCCCAGCCCAUACAGGAGAUCCCUAAUCCUUACCCUCUUCCCAGUGACCCUCCACCUUCAUCCUCAGAACAGCCCACCCCUCCUCCAAUCAACAGCGUGAUGCCAGAUACUGUGCCACAGACUGAAACGGACUCAGCUGAGCAGCAGAAAUCACCUCCUACAGGCCUUCCCCCUGCCAAAGAAUCUGCUCUUCAGCGAUCAACGCAAAGCCUUGACAGCACAGAGCAGGAUACGUACUUGUAGCUCUGCAACAGUGUGUGUGUCUGUAUGUGUGUGUGUGUGUGUGCGUGUGCAUGCCCUGCUAGUGCAAAAAUCAUCCUUUUUUCCAGAGUCAGUUGAACUGCUCUCUGUGUAUAAGCUGCUCUUCUCUUGGUGCGAGGCACUUCCAGCCACUUUAGAUAAGCAGUCAUUCCCGGGCAGCAGAGUGGAGAACACUGGACUUUCCUCACUGUAUGACACAUUCCUGCCUUCUUAAAAACCAAUCACUUUAUUGACCACCUCUCUCCAAGUGCAAAUCAGCUGCCUGCUUGUGUUUGUGCACAUGCUGUCAAAAGCAAAUCACCUAAUGGUGCUGGCCUUUGUUUUGGCUCUACUUGAGGUCCAGUUGGAGCCAGUACGGUGUUGGAUCCAUUUCUUUUUUUGUGUGUGUGUCAUAGUUUGCUAGAACUUCCAAAGGAAAUUAAGACUGUUACUCUGAGACGAUCUACGACCCUUGCACGUGACCAAGCUUGUUUUCUGUACAGUCACGAGGGGUCAUGGGAUUUUGAGAUUUACUGGGAUUUUUGUAGCUUUUUUGGGGGGAGGUGGCAGGCGUGAAUUGCAAAGCUUUUGUGUUUUACAAAACAUCAGUCUUAUUUUACAGUCCUAGUCUUUCUGAACUAUCAACACAAUGAUAAAGGGAGUCUUGACAAACACAAGUGCACGCAUGUUAAAUGUGUUUGUGUAUAACUAUUAUUAAGUCUUUGCUAAAAAAAACGCGUGUUUGGCUCAGUUAUAAAAAGCAGCAGUCACUCUCCCCUUAUGCAAUACUUUAGUUGCUUGUACUGCAAAUCUUCACAUUUCAUUUGUAUUUUAAUUUAAUGCUCUUUGUGUACAUAUGACAAAGAAUUAUGUAAUGAAAUUUAUUUUCAGUGUAAACUGCUAUAUUUUAUCAUGCGGUUACAGAAACUUCAGCGGUAGCUGUAUAUGUCAUUUACAGUCGAAGACAGUAUAUUUUUGAGCAGCAUUUGUAACACUAGGAAAACAAAAAAAAAAUUUCAGGGGAACUUUUGCCACUAAAAUGCCUUUUUCACUAAAAACAUGUUACCGUUUUUACUUGGAUUUAUUAAAAAAAAAGAGAGAUGAUUAACAGCAGUGGCAUGAGGUUUAAUCUUACAGAUAAACUAUUGUUUGAAGCCAGCUUUAAAAAGAUGUGUUGCAUAUGUGAUUGCCAUCAGCAUGGAUUGUUUUGGCCUGCUGAUCUUUAGACCUGAUUGUAUGUAAUGCCUGAUUUUCACCAGCAGAUGGCAGAGCAGAGUCAUCCCUUUUGAAAUGAGAAGUUUGUCUCCAUGAGUGUCGAACUGAAUGCCCUGCAGGUUCCAAGAUGGAUGUCUUCAUUAAUUCCUCUUUUUAAAAAAAAUAAAAAAAAUGCUGCACCAACAUAUGGUCAACUGUUAGAUUAAAGACAAUUGUGCAUUACAUUCUUCAAAAAUGCCACAGAGUGAUGUGACAGCUCUACUUAUGAAUAAAUUUGUUUUACAGCCAA
Archocentrus centrarchus (flier cichlid) is the source of this 3610-nucleotide messenger RNA. Its product is annotated as TBC1 domain family member 10A-like. Gene Ontology annotation, biological process: regulation of GTPase activity. Gene Ontology annotation, molecular function: small GTPase binding; GTPase activator activity. Lineage: Eukaryota; Metazoa; Chordata; Actinopteri; Cichliformes; Cichlidae. The transcript is spliced from 10 exons. The record is from RefSeq and is a predicted model, not a curated record. The coding region runs from base 580 to 2109 and encodes 509 amino acids.